UCGGACGAGGGACAUUGUUAAAGGGGUAGGUCGCUACUAGUAAGGGCUGAUUCUGACUUACAGAGAAGCAGGGGUACUUUGAUCGUACCGUACAAACAGGAUGUAUCUGACAACGGGUUCCGCGAACGGGAAUGGAGGGACCCUCGGUGGUACGAGCAACUACGAGGGCAAUAACCUGGGUAUUGCCGCCCAGGGAAACUUCGGUGGAGGAGGAUACGGGGGCACAGGCGGUUCGGGGAAGACCUGCUACAACUGUGGAAAGGUGGGGCAUUUCGCGAGAGACUGUUGGAGCGGAAGGGGGAGACAACACCAACAGAACUCGCUAGAUCCUGAAAUCGAAGAGAUGAAGGAGCAGUUCAGGCUGGCAAGGAAGGAAAGACAAGAACAAGAAGAAAGGAAGAGAAUUGAGGAGGAAAAGAAGGCAAAAGAGGCGGAAGAGAGACGGAGGAAUCAGGACUUCGCGAGGAAGAUGGAAGAGCUGAAGCUACAACUACGUAUAGACCUUAAUGAAGAAUGGAGAAAGAGGAAUCAGGCCGCAGAGGAGGCGGUAAACGACACUAGGAGGGAAGGGUCGAGCAACAAGAACAGGAGGGGAAAGAGAGGUCGUCGGAAGGUGCGGAAGGUAAAGAAGAAACACCAGUCUGAUGCAAGCGACGAAUGGACCACGGAGACAGAAUCGGACUCGAGUAGUACAGAUACCGUUAGCGACUUGGACGAGGACUUCAAGCGGACGAAAUCCAGGAAGCGAGGAGGAAAGGGGAAGACAAGGACAGAGGGAAGGAAAGGGAAGAUGCCGGCACCGGCAAAGGAGGACACCCCAAUCGCGCAUGAGAGAGGGGAGUGCUCAAGAAGAGCGUCGAUGGAAGGGAGGGGGGGCGAGAACCGAGAAGAAUCGGCGAAGGGAGAAGAGGGGAGGAUUAGGGAUGCGGAACCUAGAACUCCGCUGACGGACGGCUAUAAGGGACUCUCGGCAGGCUGCUCGCAACAGGGGCUGAUAGAAUAUUGCCUAUCGGCGCACAAGAUAUAUUUGGAAAAGAAGGUUAAUGCACUUAGAAGGAUAUGCGAAAGAAAGGGGAUCAAGUACACGAUGAAACCCGAAGCGGUAGAAAUACUGGCGAGGCAACAGGUACAACUGGCAUACGAAGGGUUCGACGCGGCCAAGGAGGGAGAGGACACAAGAGGGAAGGGGAAGGCUCCUGUGACGCCAAGGAAAGAAACAGUAAACGAGAAGAUCGUUUUGGAAACGCCAUCAAUGAGACAGCCAAGAAUUAUCCUCAAGUCGGCACCGACGCGUGUGAAGUGGCGGGGGCAAAGUGUCAGGGGGGACGUAACUAGGAAAAUUGAGUCAGUAAUCACGAGCACGACCAUGUUACUAACGAUGCGUGGCCAGAUCCCGUGGCUUGAGAAGUACGUAAUGAGAGCAGAGGGAUGGGAGUGCAUGCUGGACCUGGACACGGGAGGUGUGUACGCGGUGGUGAUCCCUUGGACAAGGAAGGUGUACGUGGGCUGCACGGUUAGACCCAUCAUACAGAGAUGGAGAGAACACUGUAAUAACGCUAGGAACGAUGCAAUAGGACUGAUGCCCCAUCUAUAUAGGUGGCUUAGGUCCUUCGGAGUCGAUAGGUAUCUUGUUAUUCCUAUUAGACACGCAAGCACGACGGAUGACUACGCAUACGAAAGGUUUCUGAUCUCCAUCUUAUGCCCAAGCCUGAAUACAAGGGAGGUAGGGAAAACGGAAAGGAGAAGACGGAGGUGUCAGAGGAAGGGGAAGCGGGAGAGAAGGGGUAGGGGAUGUGCGACGAACGCAAAGAGUGUGGUAACAUGUACACACCGUGGUGUAAAGGUGGCGUCUAUCAUGAAGUGGCUUGAUGAUCAUCGAGAGGAUAGGGAGGAUCUGGGAAGCGUGACAUUCAACAGUGGGGAAGUCUGGAUGGACGGAUGGCGAAGGAUCAGGAAUACAUACGGGGAAACCACGCUGGAAUUCGCAGAUGGUGACAGGAAGCUGAAAGCUUCAAAGGGGCUGCUGAUGAAGGGUGACACCGUGGUAAUCAGGAAAAUCGUCAAGGAGAAGACGACUACGGAGAAGAAUAGAGCGAUCCUACGCAAUCUGCUAAGGAGACCGAAGCCAGCGGUUUUUCUGACACGUAUGACUGUGAAUAAGCUCAUUGGCUUAUACCGGACAGCGGGCCUGUUCGUGGAAAAGAAAACCAAAGCCUCUCUACGGGUGAAGAUAGAUACGGCGAUGAGAAGAAAGACGGGGGUGAGCAUCAGGAAACGCAUCGUAAUCAGACUCAAGUACGACUCAAGAAUCAGAAGGACCAGCGUGCGGAAAGCGGCGGAAGAUCUUAUCAGUGGAAAGAUGACCAACCUUCCACUGGCAUCCUUCAUUAAGACCAGGAUCAGACUGGUCUGGUGUAGGAACAAGACUGUUGGUCAGUUGUUGCACAACCAGAAGAGCUACGCAACCGACGUCGAAAUCUGCCAUUGCGCAGAAAGUGAGUUACCGAAGGUCGACGGACACGUAAGGACGAGAUUCACGGACUUGCAGGAUGUACCGAGCUUCGUCAGGAAUUUGCGGAAUGUAACGGCUUCGGCGGGUAUGGUGGACGUGCGAACCAUAUCGCAGGCCAUUCUGACUGCCACGAACCAUUUGAAGGGACCAGCAACGACUGUGGACCUACCGGCGGACAUUGUUCGCGAAGGAGCUAAGCGAGGACCAGCUUGGACGGAAGAAGAGGUUAGAAGAUGGAAGAUCGCUAAUAUGAGGAACGUAUGUUACGAGUUCUUCGCUUGUUGCAUUCUGCACAACAUUAUCAUAGAUGCUGGCAUCCCCGUUGACGAGGACUUGCUGCGCAGGGCAGGGAGGGGAGAUGACGACGGCGACGGCGGCGGCGACGAUGGCCACGCAGGCGAUGAUGUUGAGGAAGAGGAAGACGAUGCGGAGGCUGAGCUACGAAGAGAAGGGUCCUUGUUGUUCGCUAGCCAUCGCAUUCGUCGAGACGCCGCAACUGCGCUGCGUUCCUCUGUCGUUCGCCAUGCUCUCCAUGUCUCGAGGGUUUUCCGUGUCGACGGUGGUGCACAGCACUAGUAGGG
Messenger RNA from Chara braunii, 3093 nucleotides. NCBI's taxonomy places the organism in Eukaryota, Viridiplantae, Streptophyta, Charophyceae, Charales, Characeae. The record is from the annotation of a GenBank genome assembly.